AUGCGGGGCCUGCAAUACAAAACUAACAUUUUGGGCUCACAGCAUGGAAAUGAUGAAUGCUUUCUGAAUACAAUUGAGGCCUGUGCUGUUACAGUAUACCCUAAUGUGGCACAACAAUUUAGAUUUAUACACUGCAUAGAGAAUCUGACCUUAGAGGGAAGGCAAAACCAAUGGGUUAAUUGCUUCCAAAUGACUGGAUUGGCCAAAUUACCCUUGGACUGUUAUACAAAUGGCAAUGGCAAAAAUAUUGAACAAAAGUUUGCUCAGGAAACUACUCAGCUUAAUCCACCCCAUAGAUUUGUUCCAUGGGUAGUUGUCAACAAUCAAGCACUUCAAGAGGACUACCCUAAUUUUGUGAACUAUAUUUGCAAGGCUUACAAGGGCAAGUCAAAACCAGUUGCUUGUAGAUCACUUUCCACAAGAACUUAUGAUAUGAUGAAUGAUGGAAACAAUUCAUUUCAAAAACCGGUUUGUUAUGUAGGUCAUGUCAAAAAUCUGACACUACCAUAGUGACUGCUCAAAAGACCAAGCAGUAAAUAAAUCUCCAUGAAAGUGAUGUUGGAAUUUUGGUUUGAUUUAUGUACUUCUUGUACAAGAAUAUAGAAUAUUAUCUCAUGUAAGAAUUCAUAUGAUCUUAUAUAUAUGUAGAUGUUGAAUUUUAUCUUUAA
Arachis ipaensis is the source of this 668-nucleotide messenger RNA. The record is from RefSeq and is a predicted model, not a curated record. NCBI's taxonomy places the organism in Eukaryota, Viridiplantae, Streptophyta, Magnoliopsida, Fabales, Fabaceae.